Dendronephthya gigantea is the source of this 1325-nucleotide messenger RNA. Its product is annotated as serine/threonine-protein kinase STY13-like. Bases 5 to 1087 code for a protein of 360 amino acids. Gene Ontology annotation, biological process: protein phosphorylation. The transcript is spliced from 3 exons. Gene Ontology annotation, molecular function: protein kinase activity; ATP binding. The record is from RefSeq and is a predicted model, not a curated record. Lineage: Eukaryota; Metazoa; Cnidaria; Anthozoa; Malacalcyonacea; Nephtheidae.
CCUGAUGGAGAACACCAGAAUGGUGCUAUCAAGGUAUGGAGAUCAAAUUCCCACCCUGAUCGAGGCCGAUCGAAAACUGGUGACGCAAUUAUUUAAUGACAGACGAACACAGGGUGAAAUAUUGGGAAUGUAUGACCCAAUUCAGAAGAAAAGUCUCGAGAUUAUAUAUAAAAUCCUACCCUGGGGAAUUAAGCUCUGUCCAGCAACAAUAAAUGCCAGUGAUCUUGACUGGAAAAAAGACCACGGUUCAUGCCUCGGCGAGGGGGAGGUAUCCAGAGUGUACAAAGGGAAGCUAAAGAAUCUUGGAAGAAAUAAAUCAGAGACUUCUGAAAUGAACGUGGCGGUAAAAGUAUUCAAGAAAAAAUUUGAUGAACCGAAUUCUAGAUACUUUCUGCAGGAAGAACUGCAGAUUAGAGAUUUGAGACAUAAAAACGUUCUCAAGUAUUUUGGAGCAGCCCGAACUAGUGAUAAUACUCUUUUAUCCAAAGACCACCAAUUUAUAUUCGUAAUGGAAGCAGCCCGACAAAACCUGCGAAGUGCCAUCUUCAAAAACCGAAUUCUGACCCCAGCGGAGUCUGAAAACUCCAAACUAGCAAUCGGCAAGUUCAUUAAGAGGGCGAUGGACAUAGCGGAUGGUUUAAACUACAUUCACGAGAGAGGACUUAUUCACAGACAUCUCAAGCUGGAAAAUAUUUUGGAAGACGAGGACGGGACAGCGAUGAUAUCAGAUAUUGGAAUUGUGGGCCAAUUUUUGGAAACAGAGAAAAACAUAACUUACCUUGCACCCGAAGUGCUUGAAGACCUCAGGAAUCGUACAAAAGCAGCAGAUGUUUACAGUUAUGGUAUUGUGUUGUGGGAAAUGUGGUAUGGCGCCCAUGCGUUCACAGAAUUUAUGCCUAUCGAAAAAGUCCAAUUCCGAGAAAAGCUGGUUGCAGGGGAUCGUCCAAAAAUAGAUAGAAACAAAAUCAACAUUAUAGGAGUGCUUCAGGUCAUGGUAGCAUGCUGGGCUACUGAGGUUGAAAACAGAUGGCCAAUGAAAGUGUGCUAUGAUGUAUUAUCGGAUUUGACAGAAUGGAGACUGGAAUGAUGAAUGUCCAAAUGCGGGGGACAUUUAAGCACAUUUUACUGAAGAACAUAUUAGCCCGCCAUCAACAUAUAUAUAUACAAGUAGAUAAGCAUAGAGGACACUGUUUUGGUAUUUUUUAUUGAUAUUAAGUGCACGCUUUAAUUGAAAUAUAAAACGCAAACUUAAUGAAGCACGAAUAGUUUACUGUCAUAAUAGUAGUUAAAAGUAGUUUUUCAAAAACACUCGCGAUGUAGCAAAU